This is a messenger RNA of Penicillium subrubescens, 2367 nucleotides long. RefSeq lists its product as uncharacterized. The record is from RefSeq and is a predicted model, not a curated record. Gene Ontology annotation, cellular component: equatorial microtubule organizing center; spindle pole; centrosome. Gene Ontology annotation, biological process: microtubule nucleation; mitotic cell cycle; spindle assembly. The transcript has a single exon. The coding region runs from base 1 to 2367 and encodes 788 amino acids. Gene Ontology annotation, molecular function: gamma-tubulin binding; microtubule minus-end binding. Lineage: Eukaryota; Fungi; Ascomycota; Eurotiomycetes; Eurotiales; Aspergillaceae.
AUGCUGCACGAGAUCCUCCUCUCGCUCUCUGGCCAGCCCUCCCCCCUCUUCGGUCAUACGCAAGGGAAAGAUGCGCUCGUUCAAGAUGAUCUAUCCCUUCUCGCACCUCCGGAGAAAGCCCUCCUCCGAUCUAUUGCCCAUCUAAGUCAACUGCACGCACAACUCCGGGCGCAUACCUCUCAAAUAUCUUCCGUGCAUCGAUCCGUGAUCUGUCGCUCGGUAUCCACCGCUAUAGUCACAAAUCACCUUGGCAGUUUUCAGAAAAAGAUCCUCGAGGUGGAGAAAGCAAUCCUCGCCGAGGACAGCGGAUAUGUUGGCGGGUACGGAAUCGUCCCGCUAUCCACCAUCGUGGGAGAAUUCGCGCCCUGGACACGGCGCAUGGAGUGGCUAUGGGAGAUCGUCAAAUUCAUACAGCCCGAGGAUAGACUCCAGGAUCCACGGUAUGGCUGUACGGGAGCGGCACUGAUCGAUCAUUUGCGCACCGAGUCCCAAACUGGAUAUCUGGAUAUCAAAGAGAUGGCUGUACAGCUAGCGACCGCGGCGGAAACGGCAUGGAUGAAGCAAUUGUCCAUGUGGCUUCUAUACGGAAAUCUGCCUAUAUACGGCAAGAAUGACUUCUUCAUUCAGGAAGAUUUCGAAUCCAAAGACGACGAUACACAACUCAGCAUGCACAUGGAAUUCCUCCCGAAGUUUGUAUCUGCGCAGACAGCAGGGUCAAUUCUCUUCAUUGGGAAAUCACUCAAUCAUGUCCGUGCAAAGAAGAAGACCUCGGGAGGGAUUUCUACUGCCCCGGUGACUCUUUACCAUGAACACAUUGAACAGCUUGCCGGGUUAAAGUCGCCAAUUUCAUCAACACAGCUUUCCACGGCUGUGGACUGGAUCCGCUUGUCAUUAUCACAGUCCACACUAUCGAAGCUGCUGCCUCUUCCUCGGAUUCUCGAAAUGCUUACGUUGCUACACGAUUUCCUUCUUUUAGGACGAGGCGAAUUUGCUGUGGCCCUAGUGUCCCAUGCAGACUCCCGCAUUGAGGAGAACCGACGUCGCGGCGUCCUCGCUCGGGCUCAGUCUGGAGGUCUUGCAGGACUCCUUAUCAAGGAAGGCGAUGUUAUGACAGCCCUGGCUCAGGCAUGGGCUGAGCUUUUCUCCCUACAAAAGGAAGAAGAUCCAGCGGACGAGGAGCUAGAUCUUGCGCGAGAGCUUCUUCGCUUGUCCAUCAGUGACAACAAAUCAAGCCGUCCGAUGACCCCAUCGCAGAGCUCGACUGCGAUUCCAGAAAUUUCAAGAGUGUCCUUUGAAGACGUUCUCUUCCCUACGCCCACAAGCCUGACAGCCCAGGUUCGCGCACCUCUGGACCUAUUCCUGUCGAGUUCCGAUAUUGCUGUCUACUCCAAGAUCCACUCUUAUCUGCUGAGCAUCCGACGUGCUCAAAUACGCCUCGGCGAUCUAUGGAAAAGAACGUCUCUUCGGAGAAACCAUCCUUCACCAUGGGGACCACCUCGAAGUAACAGUGCCUUUGGCCAGAAUAAGCUAAGAGAGGGCCGCGAGAGGGAUAAUACUCGCAUUCGACAAAUGCGUCCGAUCUGGGCUACUGCAAGUGCCUGUUUAUUCGUACUCUCAGAAAUUGGCAGCUUCUUCCAGGGAGAGGUUGUCCACGAGUCCUGGCAGCAUCUGCGCGAGUGGAUUGAAGGACCACCUCUUUCAACAAGCUCAGCGCCUGGCUCUCGCCCAGGAACUGCAUCCUCGGCGAAGCAGCAGCGCCAAUCCCGUGCUGCUUCUCCCGACCGCAUAUCUAGUCGGCCAUCUUCCAAAGCUGGCCCUCCAUCUAUGGGGCGACACGACCCCGAAGCAUUAACCGUUGCCCACCGCCGCCAUCUCUCCACUCUUGUCCAUUCUCUCUUCCUCACCGACGUACCAUUUACCAGCGUCCUCCGCACCCUUCUCACCAGCGUGGACCGCUUCGUGGCCCUUGUCAUUCGCCUCGAAACUAUUCAGCGCAACAUGGACCUGGAGACGGACGAAGGCGUCGUCGAUGCACUGGUCGACUACGCGCAAGAAGAGCGCGAAGUCUGGCAAGACCUACGCAGUACGCGUGACGACGUGAAUGUCGGCAUGAAAGACCUCGUUGUGAGUCUCCGCCAUAUUGAUGACCAUCGCUCCGGCGAGGGCCUAGGCCCGGCCACGCCGUUCGGCAUGGGCCAGGCCUGGCCGGGAACCCGUGCGGAGGUGAGCACAGGCCCAGGCUUCCACCAUUAUGUACCACGUCAACCGGCGGGUGUGGACCGACUAUUGAUGAAGCUGGACUUUGGGAGUCUCCGUGGUGCUACGAUUUCACCAGGUGUUGCGGAUUUGGAGUUUGGACGUAUGUGA